GAAUCCAAGAUGGCGCUAAAAGAUGUGGUCGGAAAGAGAAUUAUGCAAGAUGUCAUCAGGUCUGUUUAUAAACCGGGUGAAUGGAAGGUACUGGUUGUGGAUCAACUCAGUAUGCGUAUGGUGUCAGCAUGCUGCAAAAUGCACGAAAUAAUGGGUGAAGGAAUUACAAUUGUGGAAGAUAUCUGUAAGCGUCGUGAACCAUUACCAUCAAUGGAAGCUGUGUACCUAUUGACUCCAUCAGAAAAGUCUGUUCGAUUGUUGAUUAGUGACUUUAAAGACUAUCAUAAAAUUAUGUAUAAGAAAGCACAUGUCUUCUUUACUGAAGUUUGUCCUGAUGAGUUGUUCAAUGAAAUAAGUAAAUCACCAGCUGGUAAGGUAAUCAAAACAUUGAAAGAAAUCAAUAUUGCAUUCCUGCCGUAUGAAGAACAGGUGUUCUCACUGGAUAUGCCAGAAUCUUUCAAUACUUUCUACAGUCCACAGUCCAGUCUAAGAAUGGGAGGUCGUAACACUCAAAUGGAAAAAUUAGCUGAACAGUUGGCUACACUGUGUGCAACCCUGGGUGAAUAUCCCUCUAUCAGAUACCGUGGUGAAUGUGAGAAGACUGCUGAACUAGCUCAGAUGGUGCAGAGUAAAUUGGAUGCAUACAAAGCAGAUGAACCAACUAUGGGAGAGGGACCAGAGAAACAUCGUUCACAACUUCUGAUUCUGGAUCGUGGUAUUGAUCCAGUAUCUCCCUUGCUUCAUGAAUUGACUUUCCAAGCUAUGGCCUAUGAUCUACUGCCUAUUGAAAAUGACGUAUACAA
Saccoglossus kowalevskii is the source of this 803-nucleotide messenger RNA. RefSeq names its product syntaxin-binding protein 1-like. Gene Ontology annotation, biological process: vesicle-mediated transport. The record is from RefSeq and is a predicted model, not a curated record. NCBI's taxonomy places the organism in Eukaryota, Metazoa, Hemichordata, Enteropneusta, Harrimaniidae.